This is a messenger RNA of Struthio camelus australis, 5169 nucleotides long. The record is from RefSeq and is a predicted model, not a curated record. Lineage: Eukaryota; Metazoa; Chordata; Aves; Struthioniformes; Struthionidae.
ACUGAAGUGCUCCUAAUCAACCAGAUCUUUCGGGGAUUUUUUUAAAAGAAAGAAACUUGAGUGGGUAAAAGAUGUGCCAUGGAAUGGUAGCACCAAAGAGCAACACAGGAUCGUCUCUUGCCUUGACGAGCCAUGGGUUAUUUGUUCUGCUAGUUAUCUUUGGUACCUUUAUUGUGGAAGCACAGGCCACAGGUUGGCUCAGCAAAUCCAAAGGACCUGCAUAUUGUCCGCAACCACCACAGCCUGAGAAUGGCGGCUAUAAAUGCCACCCUAGUCCCUGCAAUGACCCUCUAACUUCGGGCAGUGUCAUAGAGUAUCUGUGUGUUGAAGGCUACAUGCUGAAGGGAGAUUAUAAAUACCUGACCUGUAAGAAUGGGCAGUGGAACCCAGCCAUGGAAGUUAGCUGCAGACUCAGCCCAGAAAAAAGCUCUCCCCCAACAAUUGGAGUACCCACGCUCUCCAUAGUGGCCUCCACAGCAAGCUCCGUCGCCCUGAUUCUUCUCUUAGUUGUGCUGUUUGUUUUGCUGCAGCCAAAGCUGAAGUCAUUCCAUCACAACAGGCGAGACCAAGGUGUGUCUGGAGAUCAGGUCUCUAUUAUGGUGGAUGGUGUCCAGGUGGCCUUGCCAUCCUACGAAGAAGCGGUAUAUGGCAGCACAGGAAACUGCGUUCCACCCUCGGAUUCCCGGGUGCAGAUCGUGCUGUCGGAGGGAGCUGGGCAGAACGGAGCCAGAGAGAUGCAGCAGCAGGACCAAGGGGCUUGCAAUAGCUUUGAUAGAGAAGAUGAAGCUCCAGGACACUCUGGACUGUGUGAAGCCAGUGGCUCUCAGCGCUCUGAAACUGUACUUGUGCAUCAAGCUGCUACCUCCUCCUGGGUAGCUGGCAUGUCUAGCAGUAAAGCUGUGCACAAAGAGGUCCAAGACUCGGAAAGCAGUGACAUACAGAGCCUUUUAUCACUCACUUCCUCUGAGGAAUACACAGAUGAUAUUCCCUUAUUGAAGGAAGCAUGAGGCCUGCUGCAUUUGUCUAGCCUUCUCCUUCUUGGGUUUCUCCCUUUCCCCCUCUCCUCGGGACAGAAGCACUCUGUGCAGCCUUCCCCAUCCUCGCAAGCUGUGCCCUGGAUACCUCCAAGCAGAAACCCCCUCAGCUGAAGAUCCAAAGGAUGUCGCCAGGUUGCCUCCUGGAUGCACCAGUGGGGUUGGUGCAGUGCUGGCUUCCCCAUUCCAUCUGCAUCAGGGGCUCAAGGAACAUAGUGGAUUUGAGCUCUCCUCUCCUUUUCCCCAGCCAGAUGUUUGACAGCAGUCUCUGGAGAGCUGCUCUUUUCUUGUGCCUUUCUCCUACUCACACCGGCUUGUUGCAGCUUCUUCUCAGCCUCUCUAGCCCUUCUGCUGCCCAGAGAGCAGGGGCAAAAUCUACUUGCUCAUCGGGUGCAGACACGGUUUAUAUAUACGUAUGUAUAUUAUAUAGGCUUUUCUUUCAGCAUCCUCUUUGAUAGGGCAGGACAAAUGGGACUGAACCUGGGCUUGGGAGAGAUUCCAGUUACAAGGCAACUUGUGAUGUCUAGAAGUGCCUGGAAUGAGAUGGGCUAUGUGAUAACUUAGCUGUGCAAUAACGAUUCACUGAGAUUUGCUAGAGCUCUGAAGACUGAGAAGUCUAAUGUUUGGGAAGGCCCUCUGCCCCUCUCAAUACCUUCUGGUAUAGCAGAGCGAUUGCAUCCCUUCACAAGAGUCCACUCCUGAAAAUCUCACUCUACUCUCCUUCCUUCACUACCAGUGCAGUUCACUCAGCUGCGCUGGAAGCUGGGACUGUGACUGUGCAGCAGACGAGACAACUGUUUUGGCUUUGAUCUGGUGCUGGAGCAGCUCCUGAUGUUAGCUUGUGGGAGAGCCAUGGUGGCCACUGGUCAGCAGGGUCCAGAAAUGAGCACAUUUGUAAGUAAGCCAGGAGGAUCUGACUUUCAGUUAACCAAGCCUGUGUUAAUUGUGAGUUAGUCCCAUUCACUUAGGCAUCAGGACUGGAACCUGAUUUGUGGCCCUAUUCUUCUGAAUAUGUUGUGUGUCUUGCAAAGCUUUUCCAAUUACUAAGGCUGUUCUGCGCUUUUGCUUGGGUUCCCCUUGCUCAGGUCUUCAGGCAGAGGUAAUGCUUUUCAGUUGUAGUCUGGUAGUGGUUCUUCUGUUUGAAACUGUCAGGAGAAAAAUGCCCACAGGUAGUGAAUGCAAGGUCGCAUUGGUGCAAUCCCGAAUCACCUUGCCAGUCAUACUGGGGACCUGAGUACUUGAACCCUGGGUAACUACCAUCCAAAUGGCUAGUGUGUCUUCCUAACUUCAUAUAUAGUCAGUCUGCAAUUUUAACCUGAUGUGCUUCAGUGGGCCUACACAGAAAGGUUUCUUCCUUGCGGCUGGGGAUCAAAGUGCUCUGUGAAGUCUCGCUUAAAUACAGCAUGGUUGCCUGUUGCUGUGAAGGAAGGUUGGCUACAUUUGGACAGUGGUGCCAGAGGACACCACAACUUAUUCCAGAACAAGAAUAUUCAAGAUUGUUUUAAGGAAGUCUUGUUAGGAGAGAAAAAAAAAAAAUCCAAGAAUGUGUAUAUGUCCGCCUCCCACAGUUACUACAGCAGGUCAGAGUGUCCUGGUUGCUGUUAACAGGAUUUUAUUGCAGGAAACCAAGUUCAUGUGGGACAGGUGAGCCAAACAAAAAACACUGUGGUGGUAGUAAAGUUCAGGGGGGUGUUGUGGAGAGAGCGUUCCUUGGAACUGGUUUCAACAGAAAAUUAGGCUUCUUAGAAAGAAUGUGCGUACCUUGUCAAAACUGCCUUGAGGCAACCAAGGCAGUGCUUGCCCUGUGAGAAGCUGCUAAAAUUUUCAUUUGAGUUGAAGGAGCAAAACGUCAUGGCCUUACACAUCAUGUAGUAACAUACAGGUGAACAGGGAUGCUGGUCACUGCUGCUUUGCUUCUCUUUUACAAUCCUCACAGUCCUCAUCCUUGUUGCUCUGGGAACAUAUUGUCACAGCACUUGGUAAAAGUGACAUGACACUUUUUAAGGCAUUAAGACUGUGGCUUUGAUCCAGUUCCUGGAAAUAGGGAUUGGCCAUGGUGUCCAGCCGUCUGCCUGCUACUCCUGUUUCUGAUUACCGUUAAUUCCUAGGACAGCUGGGACAGCACAUGCCUGUGGAUGGAAGAGUGCUAUUUUCCCUAUCCUUGUUUUAGAGGGACAUUAUUAAAUUAAAAAUACAAUAUUUUAAACUUCCUUCCCUGUGGCUCAUAGCAUCUUAGGUUAGCACAAGGAUUUGAUAAACUUAGUUGGUUGAGUUUGAGUCUUUUGUUCAGUUCGGGUGAUGAAAAUCCCAUGUCAUUUUACCUAGGGCUUUAGUGUUUCAACUUCAAGCAGUGCAGAGGGCAAGUGUUAUUUACCCAUCUGCUGUUAACAUUUUAGAAAAUCGCAGUAUGGGAACGUUCUUGCUUAGUUCUGAAUUCCUGCCUUAAAAAGUGAUCUAAGCUUGAGCAGCGUCUCAUUCACUGAUUUUAUCAAAGCACGUAGAGGGAGCGAGUGAGUGUAUGGUGAGAAGGGAAGAAUAUGUGACCUUUUUCCUGUUUCCUAUUGAAAACAGAGUAGGAGGAGUUGCUCUUUACAUAGUUUAAGGUCCUGUCUACUCAGACUGACUCCUAGCAACAGAGAUGCAGAAGUCAGGUGCGUGCUGUCUUCCUGCAAGGUACAGUCCUGAACUCAGUGUAGUACUGGGUUGGUGGAAGAAGUAUUCCCUUAAGGAAGCUGGGGGGCCUGACUUUGCCCUGGAUAAUCACAUGCUCAGUGAGCAAAGAGCACAUACUGAGUGGCCUUGCCUCCUUUCUCUGCUGUUGUAAAGUGAUCAGCCACCAGUCUGGGAGAAAAAGUUUCAAUUUGGGUGGAGAAGAGAAGGAAGCUGCACAGAAGAGGGAGUGCUUUACUGUUGUUUCAUUUAUAGAAAUUACUGGAGAUGGCUUUCCAAAAAAAAAAAAAAAAAGAAAAGAAAAGUGUAGGUGGAGGGGAACUUGUAUGCAUAGGUCUUGUGAUCAGGCCUAAACAGUCAACACCUGUUUACUUGCUAAGAGGGUAAAAGCAGCUCCUGCUGCGGGUGUGUUGCUUGUGGCUCAAGCUGCUCCCUCUGCUGUGCUAGCCUGUAACCCCGCUGACUCUCCUCUGGCGCUUGCAGAAGAGCCUUGUCCCGUGCAGCAACAGUGCCAUGUGGAAAUGGGCCUUUAGGACCUCUGCAAGCUGGAACAUGAAUAAAGAGUUUUUGGAUUAUCGCAUCCCUCUUUCCCAAGCCUUCAGCUUUGGAGUUUAUUUUCACGUAAAAUAAGGUAGAAUGGGUAGGGGAGGAACCUGAAGAGUUUUCUGCUUGAUGAUUGUUUUCAAAUGGAAGGAGGAGGAAGACCUCAUCUAAUUUACUGAUAUCAAAUGAUUGUUAAUCACUCAUGAUUGCUUUAAUUCUGCGGAGGCUGAAGGAUUGGGAAGUCUUUGGGCAGAGAUUUAGAAAGACAAACUAAACUGAACACUCCUGUCUUUAUUCACUGGAGCAAGGACUGAGACCUGAAGAUCCCUCAGUCAUGAGCUCUGCUCUGUCUCGGGAGCAUUCAUUACCUCUAAGCAAAGAGUGCAUCCUCUGUGAUAGAUGGCAUAGGCAUAAGCAGAUGGAGGUAAACACAGCCUGGAUCUCAGUGUGUGGUGAAUGGGGAGCAGCAAGGGCUCAGCUGUGUGUUGUUGUUGGGUGUUUUUUUAACUAGUGGGGCCACAGCUUCCUUACCUCUUUUCCCACCUGUGCCUGACAACAGAAUUCCAAGUGAGGCAUUUUUUUUUUUCUUAUUUAACACUCCCAACUUAAUCAUCUCGUGUUCUUUCAUACUUGCUGGACUCUGAGAUGUUCAAGAAGAAAAUUAAAAUGAUUUAGUUACAUUGUAAAAUUAAAAAUGGCACUUAUUUUAAAGGAUUUUUUGUUUUUUUUAAGGAUCUGAUAGGUUAAUUGAAAGGGCAUUUCAGAAAUUCACAAAAUACUAUGUGCAAUAGAAAAACCUCCUUGCUUUCUUUGAGUUAUGUGGGUGGUUUUUUUUUUUGUUUUUUUUUUUGUUUUUAACAAAACAAAACCUAGCCUACUGCAGUGUUUACAACCCAAGCAUUACGGACCUGGACCAGUCUAA